CGCCUGGCUCAGGAUCAGUCCCACUCCUCCUUCUGUCACCACCAGAAAGCAGCAGAGGAGAAACAACACUGUCCCAUCAACCUCCACAGCCAGCACCACAGAGGACACAUCACAAGACCUCUGCACAUUCCCAUCCGUCCCGCUGCAGCCCUCGCUCCAGCUCUGCUUUGUACAACAUAGACAAAGCCACCAAUAGUCACAGUGAUGUGAGUGAGGAUGAUGAUAGUGAGGAAGGCAGAAAGGGGAACUCAAGACCCCCUGAGACUGAAAGUAGGAGUGAGGAGGACCGGUCUCUUCUGCAUCCAGAGGCUGAGAGGUUCCUCCUCCCCAGGAGCAGCCCGGUCAUUUCCAGACGCCACAGGCCCAUCUCCUGGCAUGGAGGGGAAACAGACACAACGAAUCCACCAAGCUUGGACUCAUCUCCUGCUGCUGGUUCACUGUCUCUGCAUCAGCAUGGACGCCCGACAGGAGGCAGUAUGGAGGACCUGGGAUCCAAACCCAGUUCCGGUCACCGCUCGUCCCCUCGCCAGGAGGAGAAGAAGCAGCGCUGCAUCUCAGUCUCAUCAAAUCUGAACAAUUUUCUUAUCUCUCUGUUCCACCUGCCCUUCAGUGGACAGCAGGGUGACGAGCACAGAGGGCAGCGGCGAACCAGCUGUGAUGCCCCUCGCACACCAGGCCUCUCUACCUCAGCCAAACACAGUAAACAGAGGAGUUGCAGCGGUAUCCCAGAAUCCUCUGCAGACAUCUUCAAGACCAGCUGUGAGCUGGAAAAGGAAAACGCUCAUUUCAUCGUGGUGGACAUGGUGCUGGAGGUGCUGGAGGGUGUAAAGUGGACUCUGAGCUGCGACCCACGGACCUCAACCCAACACACAGGCUACAAUAUGUGCACACACAGACACACAAACUCUGCAGAGGACUGUCUCACACGUGAACACAAACAGAGAUGUGAAACACACAGACUCACACAGAGCUGCAGCAGCAGACAGAGCAGACAUUCAGAGAAGAUGUCACACAGAAACACACACUCUUCUAAUGUGCACACAAACCGACACACUGAGGAUAAAGAGGAGGAGGACACAGGCAACGAUGAGGCUGAGCAUCAACCUAAGACCUUGUCUGUCCUCUCCACCGACAGUGGAUUUGAAGACUGUGGAGUAGACACUACACUGACACCAAAAGAUUCUCUCAGAAACGCAGAGUGGCUGGCCCAGCAGCUGGUGCUGGAGUUCAGGAGGAGCUGGCUUCCUUCCCGUGAGCCUCGGCGUGGACGGCAGAGCCUCCGUAGCUCACUUCAGGAGGUGAGAACACAGCAGCUGUUGAUAACUGUUUGA
Molecule: messenger RNA, 1331 nt
Organism: Lates calcarifer (barramundi perch)
Lineage: Eukaryota; Metazoa; Chordata; Actinopteri; Centropomidae
Exons: 6
Coding region: 477-1331 (284 amino acids)
Source: RefSeq, a predicted model, not a curated record